AUGUUCAUUGUCGAAGAAACAAUCCAACACCAAAGACAGCAUAUUUACCAUCGUAAAGACACUUAUCAGGCCAACACUGAACUUCACCGACAAAUCUACGUGACGAUUUGUAAUGAUGUCCUUUCCGACCUUUUCUCUAUUUAUCGACUAAGGGUGUCCAUCAGGUCGAUUGGAGAAGCCCAAAUUCUAGAAAUCACGGAAAACUCGCUACCAGAAAACUGGAUCUCCCAAGAAAAUAAUGACGAGACCAAACCUUACACUCCAAUAACUCCGGCUCCGACUACUCUUACAACUUCAACCUCGACAGAAGAUUCUUUGAGAAACCCCUCUGCCUGGAGACCAUCACCUUUGGUGGUCACUUCUUGCAGAUACACAUCGUGCAAUGGACAGAAUGAAGUCUGUGGGAAAGUGGAGGAAAAUGGUUUUUACGUCUUCAAAUGCAUUUGUAAAGAUGACUUCAGAAGGGAUGAUAAGGAAAAGGGCUUAAUUUUUAUUAAUUGA
Molecule: messenger RNA, 501 nt
Organism: Oikopleura dioica
Lineage: Eukaryota; Metazoa; Chordata; Appendicularia; Copelata; Oikopleuridae
Source: the annotation of a GenBank genome assembly